AUGGGUCGUCCAAAAACAAAUUUGAAACGCAUUCAAAAUGAGAAAGCUCGAAAAACAACUUUUGUUCACCGAAAGAAUGGAUUAUCAAAGAAAGUUUCGGAAUUUUCAAGCAUAUUUGGAGCUGAAGUUUGCUUAAUUGUGUAUGACAGUGAUGGUAGUGAUAUACCAAUGACUUUUCCAGAAAAUGCCACAACUGUACAAUCUAUGCUUAAAAAGUAUGAGCAUCAAAAGAUUGAGACUACUCUUGAGGAAUUUGGCGUCAAAGACUACUAUGCCAAUAAGAAAAAUUUAGUCGAAGCUCAGAUUUCCAGAGUGCGUAAGGAGAUCCUCAAGAAAAAGUAUCCAACUUCGAGCCCAAUUUUUAAUAACAUGGAAGAGGAGCAACUCAAAGCUUUCAUUGCUUUUGUAGAUUCCAAGAUUGAAGCUUGUAAUCACAUGCUGAAAAAUAUGCAACAAAAAGACACUUGCUUCGUACAAAACAUGGCUCAAGAUAGUGAUGUCUGCUUACAUUCAAGUCAAGAUAAUGUAGUAAUGCAUAGUCUUCCUCACAUGCAACAUAUUACUGAUUGUAUGGAGCCAACCAAUGAUGAAAUUAGUGAGUGGAUAGAUUUCAGUGAUCUUUCUGAUUUGCCACCAGUUCCGUCGACAAACCAACUUAGUAAACUUGUUGACUGGGAUGAUAUGAAGAUUGAAUCUGAGGAAUUUACUAGCUUCAUACAAAACACUAUGCAAAACAUUACUUAUGACAAUAUUCUAUCCUCACAUUCAAGCCAACUUGAUGUGAAUCAUAACAUUCCUCAAAUGCAAAAUAUCAAUGGUUGUAUGCUGUCACUUUACGAUGACAUUUGUGAUACGGUGGAUUUUACUGAUCUUAUUGAUUGGGAUAAUAUAGUUGUUUAAUCUAAGGAUUUUACUAUUUCAGUAGAUGAUUUUAUGUGUAUUUAA
Cicer arietinum (chickpea) is the source of this 945-nucleotide messenger RNA. Its product is annotated as agamous-like MADS-box protein AGL82. The record is from RefSeq and is a predicted model, not a curated record. Gene Ontology annotation, molecular function: DNA-binding transcription factor activity, RNA polymerase II-specific; RNA polymerase II cis-regulatory region sequence-specific DNA binding; protein dimerization activity. Lineage: Eukaryota; Viridiplantae; Streptophyta; Magnoliopsida; Fabales; Fabaceae. Gene Ontology annotation, biological process: positive regulation of transcription by RNA polymerase II.